AUGCGGCAGAGCACCAUGAACCGUAGCCCACCGUUUAGGAGCCACGCCGGCGCCGGCGGAGACGACGACACCAUGGCCGUCCGCCGGCCCCCGAGCGUUAUUGCAGCUUCGGAGAUGGACUUCUUCUCGGAGUUCUUCGGCCCGCUCUCUCCGGCGAGCGGGGCUCACUGUGCACCUCACCCUGUUCUCGCUGCCAGAGUCAACGUCGGCGUCGGGGUCAGCGACGCUGCCGACAGCUCGGAGGACGUCGAGAAGGAGAGUUCCAGCGGCAUGAAGAGCAUCCCUGCCGUCGCAAACGACACUCCCGGCUGUCCCAGCGAAGAGGUGGAUGCGAGGAGCAAGCCGCCGCGGAAACGGAAACGAAACCGCACGUCGGAGAUGCAUAAUCUCACCGAGAGAAGGAGGAGAGAGAGGAUAAAGGAGAAGCUGAAGGCACUGCAAGAACUCAUACCCAAUUCACAUAAACUGCAUAGAGCAUCUCUGCUAGAAGAGGCCAUUGGGUACAUCAAAUCCCUGCAACAGCAACUACAAAUCAUGUCAGGGGGUGGCAUAUAUCCUGCUCCAUUUGUGUCUCCUCCUGCAAUGCCCUGCCCGAGAAUGCCUCAUUUCUCUCCCUUCCCCGCCUCCGGACUCAACCUCGGCAUGAACAUGGGCAUCGGGAUGGGAGUACCCGGCAUGGCUUCUUCCACAGGCUUGUCUCCGCCUUCCUCUUCGUUUCCAGCAACCAGCUUGGUGCCAAUGGCCGCAGUCAGCCCCAUCUCACAUUUCCAAUCACCAAUGGCGAUGCAUUACUGGCCGUACAACGCAUCACAGGAGCUUCCAACUUUGGCACCAUCAACCGCUGUUUGUAGCCAGGCUUUGCAGGCUGAACUCUUCCACUCCAUUAACCAAUCUGAGCCAAGCAGUGCGGCGGUCAACGGAGCUACGCAGGCAAUGGCUCCUGUCUCCCUCUCUUGA
Messenger RNA from Musa acuminata AAA Group (dessert banana), 957 nucleotides. Its product is annotated as transcription factor PHYTOCHROME INTERACTING FACTOR-LIKE 15-like. The coding region runs from base 1 to 957 and encodes 318 amino acids. The transcript has 5 exons. Lineage: Eukaryota; Viridiplantae; Streptophyta; Magnoliopsida; Zingiberales; Musaceae. The record is from RefSeq and is a predicted model, not a curated record. Gene Ontology annotation, molecular function: protein dimerization activity; DNA-binding transcription factor activity. Gene Ontology annotation, biological process: regulation of DNA-templated transcription.